Molecule: messenger RNA, 1834 nt
Organism: Culicoides brevitarsis
Lineage: Eukaryota; Metazoa; Arthropoda; Insecta; Diptera; Ceratopogonidae
Gene: Dus3
Product: tRNA-dihydrouridine(47) synthase [NAD(P)(+)]-like
Exons: 4
Coding region: 82-1791 (569 amino acids)
Biological process (GO): tRNA processing
Molecular function (GO): RNA binding; flavin adenine dinucleotide binding; metal ion binding
Source: RefSeq, a predicted model, not a curated record
UUGAAUUGACGUUCAAAAAGAGAGAAUCAAAACAAUCCAGCGUGAUAUCGUGAGACAAAAUUUUAGAGAAAUUCGACAAAAAUGACUGCCAGACUCGAUGAUACGGUUUGUUUUAUCAAAAAAGAAUUUCUCAUUGAAAGAGAAAAACCUGAGGCACCGGCGGACAAUUCUCUACCUGUCGAGUCAACAGAUUCCCUCGAGCCGCCUCAAAAGAAGCAAAAGAAGGAAAAAAGACGCGGAAAGAACACAAAUCGACCGGUUUUCAAAGAAGAUAUCAGCUUGAAACUCUGUCGCAGUUGCUACAAUGGUCCCGAUUCGGGAGUUUGUAACUUCAGUGGCAACUGUAAAAUGUCUCAUGAUGUCGCCAAAUUCAUGGAAGUCAAGCCAAAAGACAUCUCCGACACGUGUUACAUCUACAGCACCAAAGGUUUUUGUCGUUUUGGCGUCUCGUGUCGCUUCGCUAUGGCACAUUUGGAUGAAAAUUUCAAAAAUCUUGGAAUACCUCCCGCCGAAACAGCGAAUCAAACUGAUGAUUUCCCGAAAAAAACGAAAGAUUUGUUCAACGUACUACGAAAACGGAAAUUUGACUUGAAAAAAUCGGAUGAAGUGUUGAAAGAAGUCGCCAAAAUUAUGGAAGAAAAUCGAAAGGAGCCAAAAACAGUGCCAGAAAAUGACUCUAAAGUGAGUGAUGUGUGUGUUAAAGCAACGCCGCGUGAAGUCAAACGACUAGACUUUCGAGAUAAAACUUAUUUGGCGCCAUUGACGACUGUGGGUAAUCUUCCGUUUCGUCGAAUUUGCAAGGAAUAUCAAGUUGACAUCACUUGCGGAGAAAUGGCUUGUGCUGUGCCUUUAAUUAAUGGACAACGAUCUGAAUGGGCUCUCACCCGAAAACACGAGUCAGAGGACUUUUUUGGUAUUCAAAUUUGCGGUCAUAGUAACAAAGUGUUGACUUAUGCGUGUCAAACUCUUGCGGAAGAAGCGGAUUUCGACUUUAUUGACUUAAAUUUGGGAUGUCCUAUUGAUUUGAUUUAUCGUCAAGGAGCUGGUAGUGGAUUGCUGAAUAGAACGAAAGUGUUGGAGUCUGUCGUUAGAAGCUGUUCAACCAUUUUGAGCCAAUAUGAGAAGACAUUUACAGUCAAAACUCGUACCGGGGUGUACGAGAAUAAGAGUAUCGCUCACGAAUUGAUGCCGAAAUUCGUUGAAUGGGGAGCUAAGCAAAUAACGCUUCAUGGUCGUUCCCGUGAACAACGUUACACAAAACUCGCCAACUACGAGUACAUCGAGCAAUGCGCCCAAACCGUCAAAGAAGUUCCCGUCUUCGGCAAUGGCGAUAUCAUGUCUUUCGAGGAUUACAACGCUGCCCGAAAACUCGCGCCAAGCAUUUCGGGUCUCAUGAUUGGUCGCGGGGCACUUAUCAAGCCAUGGCUCUUCCAGGAAAUCAAGGAACAACGACACAUGGAUCCAAGUAGCAGCGAACGCUUCGAAAUGCUAAAGCGAUAUGUGAAUUACGGACUCGAACAGUGGGGCAGUGAUGUGCAGGGAGUCGAAACGUGUCGUCGUUUCUUCCUCGAAUGGCAAAGUUUUCUACAUCGCUACGUGCCUUUUGGCAUUUUAGAGCGCCCGCCACAGAAAAUCAAUCAAAGACCUUGCCAAUUUGUGGGACGAGAUGAUUUGGAAACACUUAUGGCUUCGAACAACAGCAAAGAUUGGAUCAAAUUGAGCGAAAUGCUGCUCGGACCCGUACCUGAAGGAUUUCAAUUUUUACCGAAACACAAAGCAAACUCGUAUUGAUUUAUUUUUUUUUUUAACUUUUUAUUGUUAAAUAUCCAAAUUA